CCUAGAGCCUCGCGGGCCGCAUCCGCCCUUCGCCGCCAGCAUGUUCGGCCGCUCCCGCAGCUGGGUGGGCGGCGGGCACGGGAAGGCCGCCCGCAGCAUCCACUCCUUGGAUCACCUCAAGUACAUGUAUCAUGUUUUGACCAAAAAUACAACAGUAACAGAUCACAACCGCAAUCUACUGGUGGAGACUAUUCGUUCUAUAACAGAGAUCCUUAUAUGGGGGGAUCAGAAUGACAGUUCAGUAUUUGAUUUUUUCUUGGAGAAGAAUAUGUUUGUGUUCUUCUUGAACAUCCUCCGUCAGAAGUCUGGUCGUUACGUGUGCGUACAGCUGCUGCAGACCUUGAACAUCCUUUUUGAAAACAUCAGUCAUGAAACAUCACUGUACUACCUGCUUUCUAAUAACUAUGUGAAUUCUAUUAUUGUACACAAAUUUGACUUUUCUGAUGAGGAGAUCAUGGCAUAUUACAUAUCAUUUUUGAAAACUCUUUCUCUGAAACUCAAUAAUCAUACUGUACAUUUCUUUUAUAAUGAGCACACUAAUGACUUUGCUUUGUAUACAGAAGCUAUAAAAUUUUUUAACCACCCAGAAAGCAUGGUCAGAAUUGCUGUUAGGACUAUAACUUUAAAUGUCUACAAAGUGGACAACCAGCCAAUGCUGCAUUACAUUAGAGAUAAAACUGCUGUCCCUUAUUUCUCCAACCUUGUUUGGUUUAUUGGAAGUCACGUGAUAGAACUGGAUAACUGUGUGCAGACUGAUGAAGAGCAUAGAAAUAGAGGCAAACUGAGUGACCUGGUAGCAGAACAUCUUGAUCACUUACAUUACCUUAAUGAUAUCCUUAUCAUUAACUGUGAAUUUUUAAAUGAUGUGCUAACAGACCACCUCCUUAAUAGGCUCUUUCUUCCCCUCUAUGUGUAUUCAUUAGUAAAUCAAGAUAAGGGUGGGGAGCGUCCAAAAAUAAGUCUCCAAGUUUCUCUCUAUCUUCUUUCUCAAGUUUUCCUAAUUAUACAUUAUGCACCUUUGGUGAACUCAUUGGCUGAGGUUAUUCUUAAUGGUGACCUGUCAGUGUUUUCUUCUAAAGUUGAGCAAGAUACUCAGAAAAAUUCAGCAAAGUCAAGUAUCAGAUGUUUCAUAAAACCAACAGAAAGUCUUGAGAGGUCUCUUGAAAUUAACAAACAGAAGGGGAAGAAGAGAUUGCAGAAAAGACCCAACUAUAAAAAUGUUGGUGAAGAAGAUGAAGAGGAGAGAGGAUCUGAGGAUUCUCAAGAUGACCUAGAUAAAACUAAAGGUACAGAAGGGAGUUCAAAGGGCAUCAGAACAAGCAGUGAAAAUGAAGAAAUAGAGAUGGUAAUCAUGGAGAGAUGUAAACUGUCAGAAUUAUCUAUCUCUACUGUGACAGAACAGAAUACAACAGAUGAAGAAAAGAGUGCAGCUGCCUCUGGAAGUGAGAUAACAAACUGGAAUAGGCCUUUUCUUGAUAUGGUCUAUAAUGCACUGGACUGUGCUGAAGAUGAUUACUAUGCUCUCUUUGUGCUCUGUCUUCUUUAUGCCAUGUCGCAUAAUAAAGGAAUUGACCCAAUCAAGCUGGACAGAAUUCAACUUCCAGCUCAACAUGGCGAAGAGAGAAAUUCAUAUAAUCAUGUACUUGCAGAGGGGCUCAUCAGGAUAAUGAAUUAUGCUGCACAACCAGAUGGAAAAAUCCGUUUGGCAACAUUAGAACUUGGCUGUCUGUUGCUUAAGCAACUUGUAUUUUCUAAAAAUGGCAGUAUCAUAAAAGAUGUUCACCUUGCUUGCCUUGAGGGUGCAAGGGAAGAAAGUGUUCAUCUUCUGCGACGUUUUUACAAGGGAGAAGAAAUUUUUCUGGAUAUGUUUGAAGAUGAAUACAGGAGUAUGACAAUGAAACCCAUGAAUGUCGAGUACUUGAUGAUGGAUGCUUCCAUUCUGUUGCCUCCAACGGGGACACCACUGACUGGUAUUGAUUUUGUGAAAAGAUUGCCCUGUGGAGACGUGGAAAGGACACGAAGAGCAAUCAGAGUUUUCUUUAUGCUCCGUUCACUGUCGCUGCACCUGCGAGAUGAGCCAGAAACUCAGUUACCACUGACAAGGGAGGAAGAUCUAAUAAAGACAGAUGAUGUUCUUGACUUGAAUAACAGUGAUCUAAUUGCUUGUACAGUAAUAACAAAAGAUGGAGGUCAGGUUCAAAGAUUCCUAGCUGUGGAUAUUUACCAGAUGAGUUUGGUUGAGCCAGACAUUGCCAGACUUGGCUGGGGAGUUGUUAAGUUUGCAGGCCUUUUGCAGGAUAUGCAGGUAACAGGAGUAGAAGAUGAUAGUAGGGCUCUGAACAUAAUAAUUCAUAAACCUGCUUCUAGUCCUCAUUCCAAGCCCUUUCCUAUCCUUCAAGCUACGUUUAUUUUUUCUGAUCACAUUCGCUGUAUUAUUGCAAAACAGCGUCUUGCUAAAGGUCGUAUCCAGGCUCGGCGUAUGAAAAUGCAGAGAAUAGCAGCUCUCCUGGAUCUUCCUGUUCAGCCUUCAAGUGAAGUUAUGGGUUUUGGACACAGCUCUGCAGCUACAUCACAACACCUUCCAUUUAGAUUUUAUGAUCAGUCACGACGUGGCAGCAGUGAUCCUACCGUGCAACGGUCUGUUUUUGCCUCUGUUGACAAAGUUCCAGGAUUUGCUGUAGCCCAGUGUAUAAAUCAGCAUAAUCCAUCACCACUCUCAUCACCAUCUCCUUCAAGCGGCAGUGGAAGCACAGGGCGCUGUGAUUCAGUGACUGCAAGCUCAACUUCCACUCCUUCUGCUGCACAGAGCCCAUCAGAUCUGGCAGGAAAGGACGACGGCGGGUGUUUAGUCUGUCGGAGGCUGACAGUCACGGUGGACACUGGGUUUAGGUCUUCAAGCAGCAGCUGCAACCGAAACUCACGCAAUAUCAAUUCAGAUGACUCUUCAGCUCCAGAGCAGCCUCAAAUGACCAUUUCUGGUCAGAUGAUGUUGAUUGAUGAAACUCUUUCAGCUGUCUCAAAGUCUAGCAAGAAUCCUGUAAAAAACAGUGACGUAGAAACAGCAAACCUGUCCCCUAGCCUGAUUCCUGCACAGCAGCCCACAAUAUCAUUAAUAUCGGAUGACAAUACAGAUGCACUAAGCGUAGAGUCGCUUACAUUGGUCCCACCAGUUGAUUCACACAGCAUUCGUACAUUCAGCUACAUUCCUCAGUCCUCUUUGCAAUCUGAAGUUGAAGUUUGCAAGGUAAAGGAAAGAGAGGAAGAAUGUUCUGACUGAAGUCAACCUUUAGACUGUGAUAAACGGUGAAGCAAAUGCAACCAAUUUUUCGUCAUUUUUUGGGGGGCAAGUGCAGGUGGUACUUGAACCAUUAGAGGCCGGCUGGUCCAGAAGAAGAGGCCCCUGAUGAAAGAGAAUAUUGGCAGCUUUAUAAAUAAACAUCAGAUGUUCAGCAUAUUUAAACUGCGAGGGGGGGUGGGACGGACAACCUGUUUUGAAUCUGGACUGGGUGUUUCCACAUCCAUUUCUGUAAUACAAGAACAUGAAAGUAUUUCAGAGCACCUGCUUUUUUUUAAAUACAGUUCCAGCUGCAGGAACUAGGUUAGCUGUAAAAGCUCUACAGUAUUAUGGAGAAGUGAAGAAAUUUUGGGAUACCUGGCUUCAGGAUAUUGAAUCAUUAUUUCUUUGAAACUGGAGACAUGCCAUUGACAAGGGAAAAGGUAUAUAUUAUAGUACAGAUGUAUCAUUUUCAUUUGAGACAAGCUUUUUUAAUAUUGAUCUCAUUCAGCUUUUGGAGGUCUGCAUGAUAACAGCAGGCUUGGCCACUUUCAGUGUUGUCUUUGUACGACUCAACUUCCAUAUUGUAUUCUCCAUGUGUAGUAUUUAUUUCAAGGUUUGAUUCAAAGCAAGAUAUAUAUCUAUUUUUCUUUUUUUUCUUUUUUUUUUUUUUCCUUUCUUUUUAAAGGUAAAAGCCUGAAACUUAAAAAGGCUUAUUCAGGUUAACAUAAGGGAUUUUAAAGACUUCCUUAGUCUUUGCUUAACCAUCUGCAGAGGAAUGUAAAAUAUUUUAAGAGAUUGCUAUAGCUUGUUUGUUCACUUUUGACAGUCAAAUUGCUACUCAUCUGAGGAAUGAAGAAAUCCAUUUUACUGAAGGACAAUUUUUAGAAGCAGACAAACAGUUGAAAGAGUGAUUUGUUUUUUGCUUGUUGCUGUGUUUUAAUUUUUCAUCUUCACGUAAGAGGAGGGUCACCGCACCUAACUGGUAACUCCAAGUAUGAAACACAAGGGAAGGGUUUUUUUCUAUCUGGGAUAGUAUCACUGUGUUUUAAAAAAGAAGAAGUUAAAUGGAAUUGCUACAUAAAAGUGAUUCUGAUCUUAUGCUUGCCUUACUUUGCCUCAUAGAUUCUGAUACUGAGAUGACAAAGUAAUGGAAAAGCUUUGAUUAAAGUUUGGCAUGUUUCUUGCUGACUUGAUUCAUAACAUGAAUGGGGUUUAAGCUUUUUCAUCAGUUUCUGUGUGUGUUAAUUUAAAUUAGUAAUAAGAUGAGCAGAAUGUUAUUGCAUAGCAUUAUCAAAUGCUCUGUGGUUCUCAAAGGUUAAAGACUACUAUUUGCUUUACGUGGUAGUGUGAUUUCAGUCAUCAGUGCAGUCUGUUUCCUGAUUCUGUCUCCACUUGCAUUGACCUGAUAUCAAAUAGGUAAAUCUGAAAAAUUUUUACUUCCAGUUUCCAUUCUCUGUUUCUGGCUGACAGAAUAGCUGAACUGACUUUAAUUAUAUUUAUAUCUGAGACUGAAUCAUCCAAAGGUAUAACUUUGCUCACUUUUUCAAUCUUAGUUUAGUUACUUAAUCAUUGCAAAACAUGUAUAUAGAAGAUGUUUGCUAAAGAAAGCCAGUGAAUUUUUCUCCUUUCAGCUUUUGCAUGCUAUUUUUUUGAUUUCCAGUGUUCUGUGGCUUCUAGUUUGCAUCAAAUCAAAUUAACCAAUUUUGUGACCAUUUCAGAUAUACUCAGACUCUAAAUGAAAUCUGAGAAUUAGGCAUCUUUAUCACUACUGUGGAUGUGGGAUAAGAAUUUGGCCUUACAGCUGGAAUGAGCCUACCUUUUUUUGUUGUAUGCUUUGGGUAAGUUUACGCUGCAGUCACUGUUGGUAACUGAUAUAGAUGUACAUGAACAAGCCUAGGCAUCACUAGCAGUUUGACCACAGGGAGUAAAGUAAAUUUUUAUUAGCUGAAGUGAUUGCAGACUACACUUUAAGACGUGGCAAUAUUACAUUGAGGCCCACUAAUAUCUUUAAAAAAUUAUAAAAAAAAGGGUACUGUAGUUAAUUUGAAAACAUUUUAUGUUAGUUAUUAGCCUUGAUUCUUGGCUUGGAUUAUAGAAAAUGCCACUGUGCAGUCUGAGAUCUCUUAAACAGAAUUAAUUUUAGACAAGAAAAACCUUGAUCUUUAUCUAAUUUAAAAUUCAAUUCUAGCAAAAUUAGGGCUAUGCAUAAAGAGACUUUUUAAUGGGCAUGCAUAAUCACACUCUUGAGCCAUACUGCACAACAAAUGGGCCAUUGGGGAAAGAAAGCUGACUCUAGUUUGUGUUCUUUGUUAACCUGGGGUGGCUUUUAAAUCUCAUGACCAAUUAUCUACUGAGCUCUCCACGGCAAAGGGCUGAGAGAAAUAGAUACUGCUUUUAAGAAAAUAGAAGACUAGAUCUACUGUGAAAGCCACUCCUGGAAGACCUCUGUGGGACAAGGGGUGGUGAAGUUGGAUAUCUGUCAACAGGUCUGGCAAAAGCUCUCUGCAGAUGUGCAGUUGCAGUAGGAAAAGUCUAGCCAGCUCUACCAAUAUUGUGCUGUUAUGUAAAAAGUAACAAAGUGUGUAGACAACCUAAAUUUCUGAAGGAUUGUGUAAUGGAAGCAAUUACUUUAUCUGUUUCUAAUAUUAAGAUAUAUGUGUAUAAAAUUUGACCAUGCUUCAUGCUGCAGUAAGAGAUCAGGAUGUAAAAGCUCUGGAGAUGCUGAAAUGUCUGUCAUCUGGCAAUCUUUUAUCUCUCUAGAGCUAUGAUGUUACUCAUCUACAAUUCCUUGAAGAGUAUCAUAUUUAUCUCUCUCUUAUCAGAAAAAAAAUCAAGGGUUGUUUCCUUACCUCCCCCUUUCACUGUAAAAAGGAAAUUCAACCAAGAAAGCAUUAGCACAUCAGCCACAAAUUUAACUUUUUUCUAAAUGUUGAUUUGAAUCAGCGUAACAUCACUUUUUAACCAAAUCUAGAUACCAAGUUGCAAAUGACAAGAACAACUAAACAACUGACCAUUCAUAAGGCUCAGUAUUUCGGUGUAAUAACACAGAGGGAAGGUGAGGAAACUAGAAUCACUUUAAAAAUAGAUGUAGAAUUGGUCCACAGCAGAAUCCUGGAAUUUGGUGUGAGAUGCUAAAUUCUCAGUCUUUGUAAAGACUCUGCUCAUCUUCAGCCACGUCCUGUGGCUUUGCUGAAUAUUAAUGUUAAAUAGUUCUAUUAUUCCUGUUGUUUUGAGACAAGCCAAAGAAGCCAAGGCAUACUGAUUAUUAUUUUACUAUUUUCUGAUCUAUGCCUCCUCUGUUUAUCAAAUUUUACAAAUAUAUUAUGUUUUCAGACAGAACUGUGGUGUCUUCACAGACCUUGUACAUCUUGCUUCCUCUUUCUUUCCUCUUUGUUUCUCUCUCAUCCAGUGUACAACGCUGGAUGUCACUUGAGCUUUUCUCUCUUGGAGAGUAAUGCUAGCAUAUAUUUGGUAAUCUGCUAAAGAGGGGAAAAAAGCACCUAAUUCUAAUGUCUGCCUCAUUAGUGAAGUAAUACUUGCAGUAUAAAAUUUGUGUAAGAAUUUGGGGGAUUUCUUUUUUUUUUUUCUUUUUAAUAUUGAAAGAAACCAGACAUUGUUUCCUAUACUACAUUUUAUAGGCUAUGUGGAUUAAACCAGAUUAAUUAGAAACUUGAUCGUAUGUGUCCCUCCUGGAGCCUAUAUUUGCAUGUGAAGUAAUGAAUUGUCUACAGUGUAAGGACUGAGGUCAUUCAUAUUCUGCACUGCUAACUUGUGAUAAAUUCCAAUUCUGACUUUUGUUUCUUAAAUUAAGCUGAGGUUGUGUGUGUGUGUAAUUACACCUGUUAAACGCCUCAGCAUUCUUUGCUUUAUAACAUGGAAUUUCCUUUCAAAUCAUAUAGCGAGAAAAAAAAUAUGGCUAUCUUAGAGUGAAUUUUACUUUUUUGAAAUACUACUGCUAAAGUAUAGCUAUGUGACAGUUUAUAAUCCUUUCUUCCUUAUCCAGAAUAUGACUUGAAUCUGAAUUAGUGCUCAGUGUCCAGUGAUUCAUGUGUAGCCUUCACCCAACAAUGACAGAAUACAGGUGAGGGAAAAAAAGAGUUUCUCUAUGCAUUUAAAGUAUUCUUGUUGUGGGCAGAAUUUUAAAAUAGAAAGUUCAAAUAGUUUAGUUACAGCAAAAUCAGCAAUACUCAGCAGGACUUCAGUUACUGUGAUUUUUCUGAUUAAACAUUAAGACAUGAGUAACUAACUUCCACAUUUACAGCAAGUGUGUUGGAUGAUUACUUGAACCAAUCUAGAAAUUCAAUAAUUUUCCUAUUAGCAAAAUUAUAGGGCAUGUUUUUUUCAUGAAGUACAUGAAACUGUUAAAACUAUAUGCUUAGACAUAGGUAAGCAUCAGAUAAUCAGAUGAAACUUUAUGUAAAAGUAUGAAGCCACUUCAUAAAAGUAAACACUAAUCACAAUGUGUUGUUUGUGCUCUAGUCACUUUUUUUUUUGCACAGAUAUUAUAGGUAAAUGACUACAGAAUAGCCUGAUGAAUAAUUUUACAAAUCAGUAUGCACUUCUUUUCCAAAAGGUGGGUAUGCAAAACAUUCUGAUAUUGACUUCACUAGCCAGCAUAAGUUUAAUGGUGAGUUGCUUUUAAAUGAACAUUGCACAAGCAGAUGUCUAGAAAGCUAAACCUAUUAGUCAUAUGGUUGAAUGAAAGAUAUGGAAAGAGACAUGGAAUGGGGCAGCAGUGAGAUCUGGGCAUUGUGCCUCAGCGAUCAGUCUCCUUGAUGAAUCUCCUACUCAUUUUCAGACAACCAAACCUUGAGUGUCUAAAUACAUGGUUUGUUUAAAAUCCUCUUCCUAACAAUUAUCCUUAAAGGAGCUUCUUGGCACUGUCACUGCUUGACCAUCACUGCCGUACCCUAGGGUAUCACUAGCCUAGACGCUGCACAUCUAUUUUCUAGAAGUCUUUUUAGCAGGAUGACUGUCUUGUCUUGCCUGUUUUGUUGCUCUUAUCUUUACCCACAUUUUAGCACGAAUUAUAAUUCUUACUGUCUCUUUUUAGCUCCUGAAAAACAGGUGGUUACCCAAGCAGGACUUGAUAGGGUGUGGGCUUUUUUGGGGAGAGGGGGAGCAGUGCUUAUUUUUCUGUUGCUCAGCAUUUUUGAUGAAUAGCUGAGGCACAGGGGACAUGCAGUGCUGCACUGAAUCUCAGUCAAAAGGUUCUUUCAUAUGGAAACAUAUUUUUAUAUUAUAUAGAAUUGCCCCUAUUUUGAGCUCCCAAUAUUUUUAAAGAUCUGCAGGUUGCUCAGAUUCGAUUCCUUUGAAAGAUGUUAUAAAGUAUGUAUUUUGUUUGCUAAUGUAUUACAAAUGUAAAACUAAACUUUCCUUGUCUAAUAAAUAUACAUUGUGGAGGUACUAGUUUUAUUUGCUAACUUGAAUUGAUUGGUUUUUAAUGAAUAGAAAAAGCAUAAUUUAUCAUUUAUGCUAAUAAGAUAGUCACAAUAAUGAAGGUGAGAAGCGCUUUUUUUAAUUAAAGUAACUACACAGGGCUUAAGAAGCAGAUAGUGACUAAGAAUACUUUUUAAAGUUGUUGGUGACAAAAACUAGAGUUAAACAAGGUUCAGGCUAGUAUAUUGUGUUCCCCAGGAUUCUUUAAUAUCAUGAUCUUAAAGAUACAUGUGGAGCAGUUCCCCACCACCACCCUUUUUUUCUUUUGUGUUAGAUUCUGGAUACUCACGCUAGUGUAAAGUCAGUAUAAGCCAUGAUAAUUGCUUUCUGGUAUCCAAGUUUGUAUGAUGAAUCAAAGGAGGUGAGAAAGUCUAUCUUUUUCUGUUUGUGUGUUUUUAAGGACUAACUGUGGCAGAAAUAUAUACAGUGAAUAUGAAGUUAACUGAGAAUAAAUGCGAGCUUGCAAAUGUAGGGACAAUUAGAAUUUCUAGGAGCUUUGUUUUGCCCAGAGAUAGCUCUGGAUAAUAGAUUGUUAUGACUGCAGGGGACCUGCUUGGAAGCAGUGUACACUUUGAGGGUUAACCUUGGGCGUCUCCACUUGAGAAUAUGUGUUGGUACUUUGUUGCAAACCCUUUAGUUAACUUUGCUGUUCUGCUGUUCUGAAAGUUUGUUAGUAUUAAUUGCAAGGGGACAAUGAUGACUACGUAUUUUUCUUGAAGAGUCAAUGUACCUGGGCUUUGAACACUGCAUAAAGCAUAUAGGGAACACAAAGGACUGCCCUCUUCUGAAGUAUGUUUUAUUAUUGUUAUGCUUGAAAUGCUUUUUUUAGUCAAUUACAAGAAGAAGUCAUCCUGAACACACACUUAUAUUUAAAUGGAAAAAAGUCUGAAUACAGGAUUAAUUGAAUUUUGAAGUAUCUUCUCUUCAGGCAAUAAAUAUUAAUUAUUUAAUGUAAGUUAUGUUAGACAUUCAGAGUAAAUGUGGCAGUACCUAAUGCUAAUUUAAAGAAAAAUGUAAAUAAGUGUCUGGGAAGGGAGUGGAGUUAGAAAAUACUGAGGUAUGGUUCUGAAAUCCAGAUUCCUAUAGCUGUGUCUGUAUUUGCUGGCAUUAAUAAUGUGUCAAGGCUAUUGAAACCCUGGACAAGAAUGAACAAUAGACCUUUCUUUGUAAAUGAAACUUGGCAAUAAAAAUGGUGUUACUGAGAA
Rhea pennata is the source of this 9921-nucleotide messenger RNA. RefSeq names its product C-type lectin domain containing 16A (gene CLEC16A). NCBI's taxonomy places the organism in Eukaryota, Metazoa, Chordata, Aves, Rheiformes, Rheidae. Gene Ontology annotation, biological process: endosomal transport; endosome to lysosome transport; regulation of autophagosome maturation. The record is from RefSeq and is a predicted model, not a curated record. The coding region runs from base 41 to 3277 and encodes 1078 amino acids. Gene Ontology annotation, cellular component: endolysosome membrane; late endosome. The transcript is spliced from 24 exons.